Rodentolepis nana is the source of this 504-nucleotide messenger RNA. NCBI's taxonomy places the organism in Eukaryota, Metazoa, Platyhelminthes, Cestoda, Cyclophyllidea, Hymenolepididae. The record is from the annotation of a GenBank genome assembly.
AUGGUUACCACGAGGCUGACCUGGUUCCUUGAAAUCAGCAACAUUCUUAGAAUGGAACAAGCAGGUUUUAGGCCACAGAGAUCAACAAACCAACAAGUAGCCACUCCCUCCCAACUUAUCAAAGAUGCACUUGUUGCAAGAAAUAUCCUUACGGCUGUUUUCGUCGAUUUCACAUCAGCUUAUAAUCUGGUACGAAAAGAGAACUUUAUUCUAAAAUUGACAAAGAUUGGCAUAAAACACAGUAAGCUAAACUGGAUAAAGCAUUCAUUGGACAAAGAUCAUGCAAAUUCAGAUAUGGAAACGAUCUGUUCAAAUCUAAUCUUUUACAAACAGGCCUACCACCAGGAGUUGUCAAAAGCUGCUCUUUUCAACGUCUUCAUUAUUGAAAUAGCUGAACUUGUACAGACAGUCACGGGCAUCAAGUGCUUACUUUAUGCAGAUGACCUUGUUCUAUGGUAUUCCGCCCCAAGAAGAAAUCUCAGAAGAGGAUGGAAAGUGCCCUAA